CGGUGUGGCGAGCGUGCGCGCGCGCGUGUGUGUCCGGGCUGGGAACGGGCGGCAGGGCGCAUGCUCUGGGUGGCUCUCCGGAGUCCGGGCUGCUGGGGGCUCCGUCUAAGAAGGCAGCGAGCAGGAGAGGCAGACAAGGAAGGAGGAGGCGCAGGAGAAGGAGGAGGAGGAGGAGGGAGGAGGAGGAGAAAAUCAGAAAUAAAGAGCCCGCGUCCGUCCGCCAUGGGCUCCCCUCUGCUGCGCGCAUUCUCCGCUUCUUCAUGAAGUAGAGCCGCAGGGGUGGGGGCGGGCAGAGCAGAGGACCCCCCCGGGCCCCCAGGCAUGGCCAGUUCGUGUGCUGUUCAGGUGAAACUGGAGCUGGGGCACCGAGCCCAGGUGAGGAAGAAACCCACCGUGGAGGGUUUUACCCAUGAUUGGAUGGUGUUCGUCAGAGGACCGGAGCAUAGCAACAUUCAGCACUUUGUGGAGAAAGUCGUCUUUCACUUGCAUGACAGCUUCCCGAGGCCAAAAAGAGUGUGCAAAGACCCACCGUACAAAGUUGAGGAAUCUGGCUAUGCUGGUUUCAUUUUGCCAAUAGAGGUUUACUUCAAGAACAAGGAAGAACCGAAGAAAGUCCGCUUUGACUAUGACCUAUUCCUUCAUUUGGAAGGCCACCCACCUGUAAAUCAUCUUCGCUGCGAAAAGCUCACGUUCAAUAACCCAACGGAAGAGUUCAGAAGAAAGUUGCUGAAAGCAGGAGGGAUCAUGGUAAUGUCAGAUGGGACCUCAGCUGCUUCAGGACAGAGUCUUCACCUCCUCAACCUUCCCAGUAAUUCCCUGUCUUUUUCUGAAGUGAAGAAGAAAUCAUCUCAUGGGCCGAAGGACCCAAGUAAGAUUAUAAGCACUUGCAGCAGCAGCAGCAGCAGCAACAGUUUUUCAAAGCCCCAUAAAUUAACUAAGGAGCACAAGGAGAAACCUUCUAAAGACUCGAAAGAACAUAAAAGUGCCUUCAAAGAACCUUCCAGGGAACAUAACAAAUCUUCCAAAGAGUCCUCCAAAAAACCCAAAGAAAACAAACCACUAAAGGAUGAAAAAAUUGUUCCUAAAAUGGCCUUCAAGGAACCCAAACCCAUGUCAAAGGAGCCAAAAUCCGAAAACAACAUCCUUACCAUAGCAGGUGGACAGCAACAAGAGAAGAAAGCCCCCACGAAAAGGCCUCCGGGGAUGGAUUCUGAGGAUCUUGCAGCCAAAAAGAAGAGGAAAAGUGGCUCGGAGGCUUUAUUUAAGAGUUUUUCCAGUGCUCCCCCACUGAUACUUACUUGUUCCACAGCGGACAGAAAACAGACAAAGGAUAAAUCUCAGUUUAAGAUUGGGAAAGUCAAAAUGGAAAGUGAGACACUGGAAAAGAAGAAAACCACAUUACCCCCCUUUGAUGAUAUUGUGGAUCCUAACGAUUCCGAUAUGGAGGAGAACAUGUCCUCGAAAUCUGAAUCGGAGCAACCCAGUCCUGCCAGUUCAAGCUCCAGCUCCAGCUCGAGUUUCACGCCGUCUCAGAACAGUCGACAACAAGGUCCUUUGAGGUCUAUAAUGAAAGAUCUGCAUUCUGAUGAUAAUGAAGAUGAAUCUGACGAAGCAGACGAGAAUGACAAUGACUCUGAGAUGGAGAGACCUGUAAAUACUCAUGGAGGAAGCAGGGGCCGCAGGGUUAGUCUGAGCGAUGGAAGCGACAGCGACAGCAGUUCAGCAUCUUCACCCCUCCGCCACGAACCCCCACCUUUAUUAAAAACCAACAAUAACCAGAUUCUAGAAGUGAAGAGUCCUAUAAAGCAGAGUAAAUCUGAUAAACAGAUUAAGAAUGGCGAUUGCGAUAAGGCAUAUCUUGAUGAGCUAGUUGAGCUUCACAGAAGGUUAAUGACACUAAGGGAAAGACAUGUACUGCAACAGAUUGUAAACCUCAUAGAAGAAACGGGACAUUUUCAUAUCACAAACACAACCUUUGACUUUGACCUUUGCUCCCUGGACAAAACCACAGUUAGGAAGUUACAGAGUUACCUGGAAACGGCUGGAGCAUCCUGAGCACACGGCAGCUGGCUGCAUCGAAAACUGUGCUCUCUCUUUUUUAAAAAAAGAAAUAAAACAUUCAGAGUGAUGCAACCAAAAUGGCAGCAAACAAACGGAACCAACCAACUCUCUUCAGCUUUAUUAUUUUGUUUAAAGCCAGUCGUCAUCUCUUGAUUAAGGAGAAGAAAUGUGACAAGCCUCAGAGGAUUUGCUCUUCUCAACAAGGAAACGCUCUGGAAGAGUUAGCCUGGAUAGCCUUGAAAAAAAAAAAAACACUUAAUGAAUGUGUAUGAUAUCAUGUAUCUCUCUAUGUGGUGUUCCAGGCCACAAGACGAAUGCAUGUUCAGCACACUGCCUUAUUACAUAACUGAUCUAUUUAUUAUUGCAUACGCAUAUUCUGAAGUCUUUGAGGGAAGGACUCUACCAGAUGUUACAAGUCCUUGUGUCCUGUGUAUUCUCUCCUUUGAUCCAGCGCCACCGCUGUCAAAAGCCUUCUGACCUUGCGCUUGUUUGGACGCCACUUUUUCCUGACUUUUGGGUAUUCCCUUGACCAGUUUAAAAGCCCCGCCGUCUUGUUUCCGUUUCCGCAGUCCCCCAAAACGAGAUGCCAAGUUGGGGAGCGGGGGUGGCAAAAAAAAGUCUCUCCUUUUUUUACUGUUCAGUCUGCCGUAGCAGAAUCCACCCCCACCAUCAGCUGCCCUUGUGUGUUGACCUCGGACCACAGUAGAAAAUGCGCCAAAUAGAACCACGACUUGCUUUCUAGCCUUAGUCAAUAAACCGGUAGGACGUUCAUGAAAAGGAAAGAAGUGUUACUGUAUACUAUCCUAAAUCCAGCAUUUUUCCCACCCACAUCUUUGUGUAUGUUUUCAUGUGUUAUUAGAUACCAUAAAAUUGGAAGCACUCUAGAAGUUUGCCAUAAAAAAAAAAGAGAGAAAUCUAGUCCCGUUUUCUAUGGAAAUGUUGUAGAAAGUCCUUAAUUUGGAGCUAUUUAUUACUUAGGAGUUCCAGCACUCAACUGCAGUUCAUUCAUUUUUGUUACUAAAAAUAGAGGCAUAAAUUUGGUUCUUUGUUCAUUCAGUAUAUUAUAAUCUGUUUACUUUAGAUUUCUGUUUUGGCUCUUUUUCUACCCCAUCAAUUAAAACAUUUUCAUUUAGGCCGUUAGACGAUGACAGGAUGGGAAACUUUCAAAAUUUCACUACUUGUUAAGUAACGCUCAUUGAUCGUAGGGCUGUCAACCCAAUAAAAAAAAACUUAGUUGAUUAAUCAUGUUAAUUUGAAUUGAUUAAUCAAUUACACCUGCAGAAGUUUGCAUGUGAAUAAACAAUACUUCUGAA
This is a messenger RNA of Podarcis raffonei (Aeolian wall lizard), 3374 nucleotides long. RefSeq names its product MLLT3 super elongation complex subunit (gene MLLT3). The transcript has 12 exons. Gene Ontology annotation, biological process: regulation of DNA-templated transcription. The record is from RefSeq and is a predicted model, not a curated record. The coding region runs from base 322 to 2055 and encodes 577 amino acids. Gene Ontology annotation, cellular component: super elongation complex. Lineage: Eukaryota; Metazoa; Chordata; Lepidosauria; Squamata; Lacertidae.